AUGUCGCAUGAGAUUUCAAAGCUAGCAGCAUGUGCUUGCUCGGCCCUUUUCCAAACAGAUGAUGGUUUGAAUGAGCAUAUUCAAGAAUAUCGGUCCCGGGAGCAGUAUCUGUUAGCCGAAGCCAAAACAUGCCGAACCCAUUGGAGAACCAGCGACGAUCGAAUUAGCCAAAGCGAUUGCGACGAUAAUCAAGAUAGUAAAGACAACGAGGUCGGCAAUCAUACGAGCACAAGAAGGGAAUAUAAACGCGACGGGGGAUUUUAUUGCCCUAACCGAACAUGUUCAACGCCGAAACGGGUAUGGAAAAAGCAGCUCCUCCGGCGGCAUUUUCAGCAACAUGUCCCCUGUAACGAAGUAUGUGUGGAGUGUCACAAGACGAUGAGGCUCACAAGCGAGUUCCUAAGGCAUGCCGAGAAGCACGUCGACAUAAAAGAUGAAAGGAAGAAGGUAUAUAUUAGGGCAACAUGCGAUGAAUUACGCAAGCUUUCCGACGAUCAGCUUAACCUCGCGUUGAUGAAACCGAAGUUUGGAGUAACAGGUUUGGACUCAGAGGCGCCAGAAAGUCAGAAACGGAAGUUUGGAGUAGCAGGUUUGGACUCAGAGGCGUCAGGAACUCAACAUACGGUAAUCCACGACCAUCCUCACUUGCAAAGCAGCAGUGCGCCCUUUUAUAGCCGCUCGAUCGAUACCGAAUCGGCUAUAACACAAUCACUUUCAGCAAUGACGCCCAGUUCUCACAUAGUUGGAAUCGCCGACACUUACACGGACAUGUCAUAUUCCACGGAAGCACAACUGCAGCCAGAUCUCUUGGGAGCCUCUGAUAGUGUUCCUACAUUGAUGAAUACAUGGACGACGGACAGCCACAGAACUACCAAUCCAGUUAAUGAAGUUUUGGAGACGUCAAGAACCCAAGGGUUGAUAGUGGCCGACCAACCUCAUUUGCAGGGCAGCAGCCAAGCACAUCUGGACUUCUUAGGGACAUUUGAUGCUCCUAUUCUGCAGACUUUGAACAAUGUCCCAGUAUCGGAAGCGCACAACUAUGGGUCAAAGGCGCCAAUCAUGUAUUCGAACACGGCCCGUGAAUCUCUUAUGCCCUCCAUGUAUCCUGGAUCUGAGACACCAGCUAUGUAUUCAGGUACGGUUUUGGGGGCAAAGGCGCCGAUUAUGCAUUCGGGUACGGUAUUUGGUUCAAGGGCACCGGUCAUGUAUUCGGGGACGGCCUUGAGAUCAGCGUCAUUUCAAGAUGGAAGCUCAGUUCAUGCGCCAUAG
Molecule: messenger RNA, 1269 nt
Organism: Podospora pseudocomata
Lineage: Eukaryota; Fungi; Ascomycota; Sordariomycetes; Sordariales; Podosporaceae
Exons: 3
Coding region: 1-1269 (422 amino acids)
Source: RefSeq, a predicted model, not a curated record